Molecule: messenger RNA, 3574 nt
Organism: Polyodon spathula (Mississippi paddlefish)
Lineage: Eukaryota; Metazoa; Chordata; Actinopteri; Acipenseriformes; Polyodontidae
Product: transcription factor MafK-like
Exons: 3
Coding region: 234-680 (148 amino acids)
Biological process (GO): regulation of transcription by RNA polymerase II; regulation of epidermal cell differentiation
Cellular component (GO): nucleus
Molecular function (GO): RNA polymerase II cis-regulatory region sequence-specific DNA binding; DNA-binding transcription factor activity, RNA polymerase II-specific
Source: RefSeq, a predicted model, not a curated record
CCGCCCUCAUUCCUCUGGGGUGACGUCGUGCUGGCUGAGUUUUUAUGAAUGAAAGGCAUCCUGAUGGUGAGUAAUUCCAGGAAAGCGAGCUGACAUUGUUACCAAACAACAGCGCUGCUCGCAGCUGAAGCUUCAGGGGGGGAGAAAAAAAAAAAAGAAGCCGAUAUCCAGGACCGGCGAGAUAGCGACACAACACUGAGGCAGGUGUUACAACUGCAGACCAAGCCCAGAAGAUGAACAGUGAUAGCAGAUCCAGCAAGGCAUUGAAGGUGAAGCGCGAGUCGGGUGAGAAUGUCCCCGUGCUCUCGGAUGACGAGCUUAUGUCUCUGACGGUGCGGGAGCUCAACCACCACCUGCGGGGGCUCUCCAAGGAGGAGGUGGUGCGGCUAAAGCAGCGGCGGCGCACCCUGAAAAACCGCGGCUAUGCGGCCAGCUGCCGGGUGAAGCGCAUGUCCCAGAAGGAGGCGCUGGAGCAUCAGAAGCAGGAGCUGCAGCAAGAGGUACGGAGGCUGAGCUCGGAGAACGCCGGCAUGAGGCAGGAGCUGGAGGGGCUGAGCCAGCGCUUCGAGGCCCUGCAGCACUUCGCACGCACCGUGGCCCACGGGCCCGUCACCCCACACAAAGUCAACACCACCAGCGUCAUCACCAUCGUCAAGUCAGGGGGGCAGCACCACUCCUAGGCAGGGCACAGAGGGAUCAUUCAGUUCUGUGUCGAUAUGUGCUGAGCAACUUGGCAGGAGUGGCAGCAAACUGUGGGCUGCUGCAUUACAGGGCUACCAGAUUCACAGCACUCGGACAACCUGAAGAGUGAAAUCCGGUGUACCCACUCUACAUCUUCCAAUUGAUUUCUUACCCCUUCUAUCAUAUUGUUUUAAGGCUGUGUUUUGUUCACGGUUAUCACAGAUUUCACGGUUUCUGUGAAAUGUGUUGUUAAUGUAGGGAAAUUAUUGAUUUUGACUAUGACAACGCUUUUGUUUUCUGCUUUUAAUAAAUAUUAUGUUUAAUCUUGAAAUAUCUAUUUUUAAGACCAUGAUGUGCCGUGAAAAAAAUACAGCCAGCCUAUUGUGUGUUUCUGUUAUUCACUGUAUGCUUGCUCAUGUUUUACCUGACUUGCUGACUGAUCUCCUUUUUCAACCCUGCUUCAACUCCUCAGCUCUGAGAAAUGACCAGCUGGAAUUCCUGUCCCUGAGAAACUUGUGUUUUUUGUAGAGAUGUUUUGAAUUGCUGCAGGUGCAGAAAAGCAGAAAUAACGGUGCACGCCCCCUAGUGGCCAUUUCUUUUUGAAGUGGUUGAAAACGUACGUCUUUUUUGGAAUAGUUAGGAAGCUGGUAAAUUUAAGAUCUAAGCAGAGACAACAAUUAGAGGCUUUAGAACAUAGGUAUUUAAACCGGAAUACAUUAAAUAUCCCAUAAACACACAUGCCAUGCAGUUUCACAUGUUUUUUGGACAGCAUUCUUCUACAGUUAGUCCGUUUAUAAAGGUCCAAUGCUGGCAUCCCUGUGACUGCUGCUUUGUGCAAUAAUAUUUUAAUUUGUACACCACUUUCAGACAAGUGGUAGGCACAUUAAGCCAUGGUGCUUAUACCUGUUCCCUGCACUCACUAAUUAUUUGUUAGUCACAAUAUAUAAUGGCCCCUCAUUUAGUGCCGCUGUCAGCCAAGUUCCAAUGCAGUGUCUGUGUCAGCAGUAGACACGCUUCUGCCUGCCCUGUAUAUCGGUACAUGUCAAAACCUGCUAACUUUUCAUAAGAGGCUUCUAAAAUGAGUUUGGAAAGUAGGUAGCAGGUAUUAAUCCUGUGACUAUUAAACUGUCCCAGCACUUAAGCAACAUGAAUUUCAAACGCAAGCCCUACAGAGAAGACAGGGUUUGACAUGCUGAUCUCUGUGUCCGUAUGAAUACUGCGUGAUGUAGUUCUGUUGGGUUAUAGAGGGUUUGUGCAGCUCUGUUAGGCACUCACCAGCAAUGCCACCGUUAAACUCAUACCAUGUUAUAAAUGUAUAUGUUACGUUGCUGAAUUCUCCUGGGUUUGUAUUUGGUAUGUGGUGUUGUUGGAAUUCCAACUCCCAUUCCCUUUUAAUCCAUUCAAAUUCCAAUUCCUUCAAAAGCAUUUUUUGAAGGACUUGAAUUGGGUAGCUGAUUUUGAAAAAGGAGUUACAGAAAUUAAAUGGACCCCAUCCUGGUUAAAGCAGGGCUUUUAAACACGGCUCUCGUGCUUUGUAAGUUGCAGCAUCACUGGUAUAGAUUGUACUGUCGUGUGUGUUGUUUUUGGAGAUGUGCCCGAGAUUAAGGGAGAGGAGUGAAUGUCUUUGUCAAACCCAGGUAGUGAUGAAGCUGUGCCUGUCUUGGAUGAAAUGUGUGGCUGGUGAUAUUGCUCAUCUUACCAGCCUUAAGAGGUACACAAUGGAGUACAUUAUUAUUAUUAUUAUUAUUAUUAUUAUUAUUAUUAUUAUUAUUUAGUGUUGGGUCAAACAUUGUUCAGGUGUUUCAUUUUAAAUUAGCUGACAGACAGACAGACAAAGCUUCAGUAGCGUUUGACGCGGAAAUUGGCAGCGAUUUGUUUACAUGAUCGACAAGCUUGUGUAACUUUGCUGUGGAAUGAGAGAUGGCGUGAUACCCAUGGCUAGCAGUGUAACACUUGCCUGGUAACUUGUACUGUUCUAAUUGUUGUUCUUUAGGCUAAAUAAUAAUAUUGGUUGAAGAGAUUUAUGCAGGAGAGAUCUGCAAAGAUGCCAUGGGCAUCUUGUUUCCAGGGGGGUGCUUGUUUGAGAUGUUGUUAUUUUGGGGGGGAGGGGGUUGAUAUAUUUAGUUGUAUAGAAACAACUACUUUGCACAGACUGGUGCUUCCCAGACCUACGCGUGUGACUCCAGGUCGUGCUCGUGCUGAUCCGCGUGCUCGUCUGUUUUGUUUAAAGUAUACAUUGCUUCAGUUGCCAUUUUGACGUUUUUAUAACAAAGCCAUUUUUUUCAUGUAUAGAUAUUGCCCUGAGUGCUCCUAAUAGAGUUUUAAUUAUCUUUCUCGAAAUGCUGGGCAGCAAUAACUUCAUUUGGGCUUUUAUAAGGGACUAGAAAGUGACCAGCCUUGCUUUACAGCACCGCCAUUGAAAACCGCUCCCUAGCUCAUGGAUGACGGCUGCUGACUGCAGUGCUGCUCAGCGUUGAGCUCGCCAGUGCAGUCAAUCGCCCUUCAACAAAGCACUCGGAUCACCCGCUCACCUGACGCUUCAGCGCUGGUUUGGUUGAGGUUCAGUUGAGGUAUACAGCCAGUCCAGGUUAGUUUGGGGACAGGAGGAGGGAAACAGGUAAAAGGAAGGACUACAAGAAAGUUUUUUUAUAAAGCGCAAGAUGAAGAGUGAGAGAAAUGUGUGGACAGAGAAUAGGAGGGUAGCAAAGGGAGUGAGAUGGAGCAGGGAGAGAAGAAAAAUGAGACGCCCAAUAACUGUGUAACUCAGUCAUAAUAUUAAUCAGUACGAAACAGAAUCUUGAUUAGAGUAAAACAAGCAUUUUGACAACAUGUUAAAAUAUGAAUUGAAACUUUACAACUAAUGCCAAGUUUCUAUUUGUCCCUUAGUGAGUCU